GUUAUAAGCUGUGUGUGAGUGCAGUAGUGACUUGAAUGUGACUCAUUGGCCUGAGUGAGACUGAUGACAUUUCCUCCUCUGCUUGCCGUAGUCACAUGAACACAAGCACCACACACCAAGAUAAUGUGUCUCGAAGUUAAUGCAGCUUUGUAAAAUAUUUGAGUAUUAAAUAGACUUUAAUAGCAAGUGCAUGAUACACAUAAAUCAAGCAAACUGUGGUUGGUCAGUUUGUGUUUCUCAGAGUUUCUUUUACAGAAUAAAGUAUAAUGUGGAUCAGGCUGAAUAUUUGUGAUAGACAAAAAAAAAAAAAAUCAUUGUUCUCUCCCCUUUUGGCUGAUACUGUUAUAACUUGAGCCAAGUAACGGGAUCCCUGCUGUGGACAGUGAUCUAGAAAAAAAUGGGGUGAACAUUAGGAGUAAGAAAGAGCGGAGAAUGACCGCUAGAUGGGGCUUCCUUGUUUGUGAUGGCAUGAUGUCUGAGGGAGGAGGUAGAAGAGAGAGAGAGAGACAGACAGAGUGUGGGAUGGAGAGGACCGGCUUCACUUCAGCAUUAUGUGAACGUGUCUUCCUGUUUCUCGGUUUGCUGUAGCCAAUGUCUGUCUCUGCCAUACUGAACACUCAGCUGCAACUUCUUACAUGGAUAUGUAGUCUAGUUUGAAAUUAUCUGUCGCUGUGCUGCUAAUUUGGAAAAUGAAGAAGAAGAGAGAGUUUUGAUGAAUGAAUAGAAGUGGACGGAUAUCAGAACAACAGAUUGAUUUCACUAAAAAUCGUAGAAUCAGUCCCUGACGACCUCACGCCUGAGGAGCAGAAAGAGCUGGAAAACAUCCGCCGGCGAAAGCAGGAGCUGCUGGACGAUAUUCAGCGUCUGAAAGAUGAGAUAGCCGAAGUGACAAGUGAGAUCGAGAACCUGGGUUCCACAGAGGAGAGGAAAAACAUGCAGAGGAACAAACAAGUGGCAAUGGGCCGCAAGAAAUUCAACAUGGACCCCAAAAAGGGGAUCCAGUUCCUCAUUGAAAAUGACCUUCUGAAGAACACCAGUGAAGACAUUGCACGCUUCCUCUACAAGGGUGAAGGUCUUAACAAGACUGCAAUAGGAGACUACCUGGGAGAGAGGGAUGACUUCAAUAUCCAAGUCCUUCAUGCUUUUGUGGAGCUGCAUGAGUUCACAGAUUUGAACCUGGUUCAGGCUCUCAGGCAGUUUCUCUGGAGCUUCAGACUUCCUGGUGAGGCCCAGAAGAUCGACAGAAUGAUGGAAGCGUUUGCAUCCCGGUACUGCCAGUGCAACCCCGGCGUCUUUCAGUCCACAGACACAUGCUACAUUUUGUCCUUCGCCAUCAUCAUGUUAAACACCAGCCUUCACAACCCAAACGUUAAGGACAAGCCCACAGUAGAGCGUUUCAUCUCCAUGAACAGAGGCAUUAAUGAUGGAGGAGACCUGCCAGAAGAACUGCUCAGGAAUCUAUAUGAGAGCAUCAAGAACGAGCCCUUCAAAAUCCCUGAGGAUGACGGCAAUGACUUGACACACACUUUCUUCAACCCAGACAGAGAGGGCUGGCUGCUCAAACUGGGAGGAGGACGCGUCAAAACCUGGAAAAGACGGUGGUUCAUUCUCACAGAUAACUGCCUUUACUACUUUGAGUACACUACUGAUAAAGAACCAAGAGGCAUCAUCCCCCUGGAAAACCUCAGCAUCCGUGAAGUAGAGGACAAGAAGCCGAACUGCUUUGAGCUCUUCAUCCCUGACAAUAAGGACCAGGUGAUCAAGGCAUGCAAGACCGAGGCGGACGGACGGGUCGUUGAAGGAAACCACACUUUCUACCGCAUCUCAGCUCCCACCACCGAGGAGAAGGACGAAUGGAUGAACAGCAUUAAGGCGGCCAUCAGUAGAGAUCCUUUCUACGAGAUGCUGGCAGCGAGGAAGAAGAAGGUCUCCUCUAUGAAGAGACACUAGAGCUGCUCAGGACGCUGUUGUUACAGAUUCAGGGCUACUGGAACUGCAAAGAGAAAAACAACCCCAGCUUCAGAAAGAAACCAGACCGGAUCAGCGAGGUCACACCUUGCUAGACUUUGCACCUCUUUUUAAAAGUCUUCUUGCUCAGCUCAAGUACUUGUGUGUGUGUGUGUGUGUGCUGGAAGGAAGUCAGUGGGCUUUUUACUUGCUGCUGCUUCCUUGAAACCCCCAAAGAGAACAUUUUUCCUCAUGCUUAACCAAAAUACGUUCUUUCUCGCUCUGUCCUCUUUCUAUACCUCUCGUCUCUUGCACACGCGCACACUCUUGCAUUUUCUGAAAUCAGCAGGUCUGACAGAAUGUGGAAAACCAGACGGAAGCUUGCACAAGCGGUUUAGUCUUCAGAGGUUUAUUUGUGUUUAAUUGUAAAAAAAAAAAAAAAAAAAAAACAUUUUCCAAGAGACUUCUAUAAUUUGCAAAGGAAAUCCAAGUUUGUAGGGUGGGUGGGGAAUCACCCUAGAUUUGUUGGCAGAUGGAUUUGCCCCUAACGGUAAACGGCUCCACGGGCAUUUCUUUGUUUUUUCAGAAGACGCCAGUGUCUUGAGAUGCGACGUGUAUUUAGCAUGUUGUGAGAAGCUGCUGCAGUGCUGUGAAUAUCGGCAGCUGGGUUUGCAGCGUGUCGUUCUGCACACGUAAGCUGAAAGACUGGAUGGUGGCCAGCUAAGGAUUAUGGGAUAUCACCAUUACCAGGAUAUCAUGCAUUGGUACUACCUCUCAGACAGACAGGACGGUUAUUAGCAUAUGGUUUUUAUUUUACGUGAGGUCAUCGAGUGUUUGGACCUUCAAAUAAAAUGCUUUUAAUAAAAAGAAUAAAUGUGCCUACAAACUAAUUCAGUAAAGACUGUCAAUGGCAGUUCAAUCAGAAGUCCUCCGGAUGCUCCAGUGCCUGCUUGCGUUUCUCCUUCCUUUCUUGGGUUUCCAUCGGUCUAGCAGUUAUUCUUCAAGCAAAAUGUUAAAUGUAAGCAGUAUUGGUUUAAUUUAUCAAAGAUGUACAUACUUUAGUGUAUAGAGAAUAUUGGUUUCCAUUUUAUACAUGUGUGUACUGUAUGUAGCAGUAUUGUACUAGUCGAGUGCCAUUUUCUUUCUAUUUGAUUUUUGUGUUCUGGAGGUCGAUACCAUUGUAGUGGUAGCCAGAUCAUGCUGAAAUAAAGACAUUAUAGCA
Molecule: messenger RNA, 3169 nt
Organism: Cyprinus carpio (common carp)
Lineage: Eukaryota; Metazoa; Chordata; Actinopteri; Cypriniformes; Cyprinidae
Product: cytohesin-1-like
Exons: 13
Coding region: 934-1950 (338 amino acids)
Biological process (GO): regulation of ARF protein signal transduction
Molecular function (GO): guanyl-nucleotide exchange factor activity
Source: RefSeq, a predicted model, not a curated record